Saccostrea cuccullata (small rock oyster) is the source of this 1279-nucleotide messenger RNA. RefSeq names its product neurotensin receptor type 1-like. Gene Ontology annotation, cellular component: membrane. Gene Ontology annotation, biological process: G protein-coupled receptor signaling pathway. The coding region runs from base 1 to 1254 and encodes 417 amino acids. The transcript has a single exon. Lineage: Eukaryota; Metazoa; Mollusca; Bivalvia; Ostreida; Ostreidae. The record is from RefSeq and is a predicted model, not a curated record. Gene Ontology annotation, molecular function: G protein-coupled receptor activity.
AUGAUGGCUGCAUGCAAAAAUCUGAGUGAAGACAAUUUCUCCAUUCCCGUUGAGCAUAACAGCAUGGAGUCGAUUCUGGAAAAAAAAAUUCACUUUAUAUUCAUGGAGGUCGGGGUGCCAGCUGUCAGUGCUUUUGGAUUAGUGGGAAACAUCCUUAAUCUGCUCGUACUGACCAAAGAAAAGGUCAACCAUUGUUUAACAAAGAUGGAAAAAUCAGCUCAUAUAGGAUUAAUUGCUUUAGCUGUUUCCGACUUCAUGUUCUGUCUCCUGGCGUUACUGUUCACCAUACUGCCACCACAGGAAACAUAUCGAGAGCGAAAUGGAGUCCUCUACUAUCGUUGGCUUGGAAAUGGUUUCAUCACUUUCUUCAUCAUCAACAGUACUUGGUUAAUUGUGGUAAUGGCAGGGGAAAGAUACCUUGCUGUCUGCCAUCCUUUUAAGGCCAGGAAACUGAUAUCGGUCAAAAAGACCAAGAUUGCUAUCUGUCUGGUGUACAUGAUCUGCAUUCUUUCUAUAAUACCACUGUUUUUUGAGUCAGAAAUAGUAGAAACGACGUGCAUUGAUGGUUCCAGACUGUACAGAAUUGAGAGACGUAAAAAUUACAAUGACCAAACACGAAGAAUGCUGUGGUCUAUUAUUUUCGAUUUCAUUCCAUGUAUUGCCCUCCUGUUCUUCAAUAUCUGUCUGGUCUGGAAGAUUCGCCGGGCAAAACGUAUACACAGAGAGCUGACCCCCGGACAGAGCAACGACUUUGUUAUGUACUGCUCCUCAAUGAAAAGCACAGAGGAACAAGGCACUCAUUCCUCCUCCAGAUCCAACAACAGAUGUAAUGGUUGUCCUAAAAAAGACCUGGCACAGAGCUCAUUAAUAAAAACCAGAAAACCGGGAAUGGUUUCCCAUUGCAGGCGAAGCUUUGACAGUGCCCUUAACAGUGUGACCGCCACAUUAAUGGCAGUGGUUGUGCUCUUUUUAAUGCUUGUUUCCCCAUCUGAAAUCAUUAAGUUCAUUUAUGCCAAGAUUCACAUAGUGGACUCCGUUGGUAAAAACAAGCACUAUUACUACCACAAGAUUAUACUGCAUGUGACGAAUUUCAUGCAAGCUCUGAACUUUUCAAUUAAUUUCAUUUUAUACUGUGCUGUUAACAAAUCUUUCAGAAAAACACUCCGUAACCUUGUUCCUUUCUGUCGCCAAAGUCGGCCCAGAGCUCGAUUCAUCAAACGUAUGCCACCAACACAUUGCCAUAACUUGACUUGAAUACAAAUUGUAUAAUCUGUAUAAA